This is a messenger RNA of Planococcus citri (citrus mealybug), 2669 nucleotides long. RefSeq lists its product as uncharacterized. The record is from RefSeq and is a predicted model, not a curated record. The transcript has a single exon. Lineage: Eukaryota; Metazoa; Arthropoda; Insecta; Hemiptera; Pseudococcidae. The coding region runs from base 416 to 2533 and encodes 705 amino acids.
GCGCAAUAAAACAAGGUUUGGGUACCCAGCUGACCACAUAUGACUUGAACCUUUUUUUCUAAUUUCGAAAAUUUGAAUUCAAUUUAUUAUAUUGCUCCGACAAUGAAACGUUAUUAUUUCGCGCGUCUUGAAAUGAAUUUGUCAAAGUAAGUAGGUGCCUACUUGACCAUCAAUCAUUGAGUUAUUGGCAUAAAAAAAGUCCGAAAAACGCUAUCACUUUUUCCAAAAUAUUCGAAUAAAUCAUUCACAAAGCAACAUUUCCAUGCUCCAUGCUUCGGUAAAAAGCUAAUAAUUUUUUUUCUUCAAAUACUAACUCAAAUCCAAUGAAACAAAAUGAAACCAGAUUCAAAUUUUAAUCCCUCGUUUUACCACACACGUCUCCCUCAUCUUCGACAACUUCGCUGAAAUACUCACGAUGAAUUUGUAUUUAAUUCUUCUCUUCCUGUUCUUACACUUCUCCCCUAUUACUUCAAAUUUGAAGGAUCGAUACGACUUCGACGCUUCCAUCUUGGACGACGAUCAAGACGUCCUCAUCUCGAAAGAGGAUCUCUCCGAAGACGUAGACCCUGAAGAAGACAUAAAUAAGGAAGUACUCAUAAUCCCAAGAUCGGAAAAAAUCCCGGUGACAAAUUCUCUAACAAAAAUCUCCAGAAGAUGCAUCGAAUUAAUAAACAGUCAGACAUUUGUAGACAAAACGCAAUUCCUGGAGGCUUUAUUGGAAAGUCGAAGACAAACCCAAAUGAAUGUAAUAACAAGUCCGCAUGGAUUUGGAAAAACAACGCUGUUGGAUCUGAUCAAGUUCUUCGUCCAAACCGAAGUCGAUCCUAAGACAGGUACUCCUCUAAAAAUCGAAAAAAUGAUGAGCUUCUCGGUAUUCGCCAAUAAAUCUUCAAACUUACACGUAUCUCGAACACUUUCGUUCAUUUACGGUCAUCUUGGUCAUCGCCCAGUGAUUUAUUUAAAUUUGAAGAAAAUCAUCGGUAAAACUAUCAAAUCGACUUGGAAAAACUUGCAAUCCAGGAUAAAAAAAUUAUUCAACGAAUACGCAUGGAUGGUGAACAAAAUCAAACAUAAAUACCAAACAAAACGAUACGAUUGCACGGUCAAUGAGAAAUUGCAGUACGCCGUGAUGGAUAAAAUAAUGACUAAUCAGAAAGUAAACGCUGCAACUUUCGAGAUGUGUUUAUUUAUAUUUUCCGAAGCGCUUUAUAUGCAUUUUAAAAGACGAGUCGUCGUUUUAAUCGACGAUUUCGAUGAUCCUUUGAUCGAGAUGGCGACUCAUCCGCAAGAUGAUUUCCCACGUGAGAAGGUUGCUCUAGUAUUAGGCAACAUGCUCGACAGAUUAUUAGUAGGAAUAGACAAGUUGAAAUACGUAGAUGUAGCUCUUUUGACAGGAACUACUCAUGUUAGAUUAUCAAUAACUUUCCAAUCGUACGCCAAGUUAUUUAAAUUCAAUCGAUUUCUAGAUGGUCAUCCAUUCGCGAGUUAUUUCGGGUUUACGGAAACCGAGGUUAAAGAUUUAUUCAAGAAACAUAAUUUAGAUGAGAAAGAUCUCGACGAAGUGAGAGAAUUACACAAUGGGUACGUCACAGUAAACGAACGUAAUCCAACGAUUUUGUACUGUCCUCAAUCUGUAAUAUCAUUCCUGAAUCAAAAACUAGAUUCAGAUAAUCAACCUUUUUUACCUUUGGUUAAUAAUCCAUCGCUAACCAAAUUCGUUCGUGUUUUAAGACACGAUCAAAUUCGCUCAAUGAUUUCGCAACUUCUCGUUUCCCAACCGGUUGUUUUUGCUUUGGCGAGAAGAAUGGAAUACGAAGAUUUGGAACAUUUGGGUAAAUUUCUAAAUGAUGAAGUACCUGAUCGAGAUGGAAACGUUGUCCAAACAUUUUUCACCUUCUUGCUUGACCAAGGUUACCUCACCAAUGCUCAAUACCCUAAAGCAAAAACGACUGUGUUUCAAGUCACUAAUAAGGAAAGUUUGCAAGGAUUAGCUGGAUUUUUCUACGAAUACUUCGUGAAUUAUGAAAACCUCGAUUUAAACUCGAUUGCAGUUUUAUUCAAUAAUAUUUAUACUAGUGACGAAGUCUCAGAGCAGAUGUUAAUCGAGUUGAAGAAAACAUUAAGAAAUCUUUAUCCCGAUGAGGAGAAUCCUGACAUUAAUGAAUAUCGAAUGCAUACUUUGAUUUAUUGCACAUUGCUGAAGAAUUACCUGAACGAUACGAUAGAGGUGAAAAUUAAUUCCGAUCCUGAUAUGGAAACCGAUACAGAAAUUCGAGCUGAUAUUUUCUUCUCGAACAGGGAUCGUUCAAGAGCGAUGAUUAUUGAAAUUCGACAAGAUAUAACAGCAAAACAAGCUCUGCAACUGGCUGUAAAAAGUUUAAACAAAUGGAAAACCGAGAGAAAAUUAAAAAUUAUCAAGUAUAUAGGAAUAAGUUUCAACGACGGAGAAAAAGUUAGAGUAGGUUAUAAAGAUAACGUCCACGAUACUCCCAUCAUCGCCAAGAAAUCACCUCGCCGAAGCAGAGAAAAAUAGUCGAUUUAGAUGGGUAUCCAAGACUUGAAAAAUAAUGAUUAAAUUACUGCUUACCUAAUAGUGAUAUCAAAAAACACGAAAUAAAACAAAUAAACUUGCUUGAGAAUCGAUAAUCAAAAUGUACCAAAUGCUCGUA